CAAGCAAGAGACAAGUAGCAUGUCUCCUUGAAGAACUCCAUCAUGUGAAGGAUCUUCUCUUUGAAGGCGCGCUUGUUGCGCAUGAGAGGGGCAACACAACAACACAAGCCGUCAAACCUCAGUUGAGACUUGGGAAUCCUUCUGAUCGUUGCUUGGACCGUGGGUUUCCAUUUACUAAAACGAAUCUCGUGAUUGAGCCCGUUUUUAGCGGUCAAGCAUCGCCACUGGCUUGAGUGGGUGGUAGUUGUGUGGGUAAUAGCAACAACACAAGGUACCGUGCUUGUGGGGCUCAUCCCAAAUCAAGUUUGUGCUGCCACCGACGAGGUGUCCCUGGUACCACUGUUUCUUGGAGAGAAACAUGUCGAGGAUUGGAUAAUCAUAACUGGUUGUCGGUCGAUCGGUCGGUCGGUGGUUGGUCCGGCAAAGACUUUGAGAUCUUUUGGGGUGGGAGUGUGCCCAUCAACCACAACUUGUCUCUCCAGCCAUCCAAGAGCUGUGAUGUCACUGAUGCUUGCUUGCUCUCAGUUGAGUUAGUGUGCUUGCCAGACAAUCAUUAGUGUGUGAGGAUGACGCAUCUCAGAGGGAUACUAAUAGCAUCGCUUCUCUUAACCCCUGGGUGGCUCCUCUCCCUAGUCGCAUGUGAUGCCACGCCCAUAACCAAUAAUAACAGCAACAACAACAACAACAAUCCAAACCAACAAAAUGAGAUUAACCACCCGUACAAUCAGUUUCACAUCCAAACUGAUGAGGGGAGUAAUCGGUUCUUCAAAUACCAGACCAAAGGUGGGCAAUUCCGGAAAGAGACUCGUCUCGACGAUGGGUCGGUCGUGGGUAGUUAUGGCUGGAUCGAUGCCCACGGUCUCCUAAGACUUUGGGAUUAUGUGGCCGAUAAGAAAGGAUAUCGCAUCGUUAAGACACGAAUUCUUCGAUUUGACGAGGAGGAGGAGGAGGAGGAGGAGGAGAAGGAGAAGGAAAAAGAAGGAGAAGAGCCUCUGGAUAACCAGAUUGCAGGAGGACGAAAAGACGCGAGCUCGACCACCCACGCCAAGAGCAAGAGAACAAAGUCACGUGCUUUAUUCGAUGGAGGACCCUUGACCUCCAAAGUAAUGUUCGACUCGUCUUCCUUUUCGGGCCGAUCCCCUGUCACUGACAUCCACAAUCGGGAUAACACUGAGCAACGCGAGCAACGGGAAGAAGACGCCAACGACGUUGUUAAGCAAAUAGUCAUUGAUCAAGACAACGAGGAGAGCAAGAAGACACCCAGCGUGGCCGACCUAUCGAGGAUGCAUUUUCGACUACAAAGACGAAUUGAUGGAGCCAACGGUGUCACACAUAUUCAAGUUGAGCCAUUAUUCAGCCAACCACAAGAGGAGUCCCAUGAAAUAUCAUCCUCAGACAUCACAACGACUGAGGCCCCUCGUGGUCAGGGCCCUUCUGAGGAACUUCAUCAUGACAGUCGUCGUCGAGGGUUUCAGGAGAGUGAUGAAUCGAGAGGUACGCCUCGACGACACGGUUUCUUCAAGAAAAUCGAACCCAGAGGUGAAGGGACCCGACUCCAAUAUACUCCUCGAAGGGCUGCACAGAUCAGGAGGAGGAAUAAAUCUGCCAGAAAUAGCCAGACCUAUCAUAUAUCAGGAGAGAGAGGAGGCAAAUUUGUUAUCGUCAAAAGGAAGCGACGGCCGUCUAAUCCUGAAAAAUUGUCUCCUCACGAGAACGAUCUCUCGGUGAAUUAUGAAACUGAGAACAUCUUCCACUUGGAAAAACAAUCGCUCAACAGUGGUGGCCAGGAACGGAGGGGAGAAUAUGGGUAUAUUGACCCAUUUGGCAUCCGAAGAGUCGUGGUGUAUUCGAUUGGUGCCGAGGGCGAUCUCGUGAAAAUCAAGGAAAAUGACUUUGUGGGUCAAGACACCUACUUUCAAUCGUCGUAGUGAUCACGUCUCGAUCUACGUAUUACCUAAUCAAAUCAUUACUUCCCCUCACACCAGUUUGAUCUCAGUGUGGAUGGUUGGUUGAGCUUGCAUGAAAAUUGAAGGCAUUAGCAACUUGAGCACUAACAUUUUGAUACCCGCAUGUUCCCGAAACCGGACUUCACUCUUAGUCCACAAGUCUUAAGGCCCUUGUCAACGCAAUCAAAAAGUAUCCAACAGUGCCUUUCUACGUGUACUUACCGGUUCUCCUAUAAUUCCAUAUGUUUAUGAUUGUUCUUUCCACAAACAACUGAUGAUGAUGAUGAUAACACCAUUCUAGUCUCCCAAAUAUCUAGGGGGUAUAUUCUAUAUUCCACGACAUAUCCGUCAUGUGUUUUUUUAAUCUACAAUUCACAACGAAAUAAAAGAAAAUGUUGGAAACUGGAA
Molecule: messenger RNA, 2354 nt
Organism: Tigriopus californicus
Lineage: Eukaryota; Metazoa; Arthropoda; Copepoda; Harpacticoida; Harpacticidae
Exons: 2
Coding region: 567-1928 (453 amino acids)
Cellular component (GO): chitin-based extracellular matrix
Molecular function (GO): structural constituent of chitin-based larval cuticle
Source: RefSeq, a predicted model, not a curated record